Molecule: messenger RNA, 405 nt
Organism: Arabidopsis arenosa
Lineage: Eukaryota; Viridiplantae; Streptophyta; Magnoliopsida; Brassicales; Brassicaceae
Source: the annotation of a GenBank genome assembly
AAGGUAGUAGUUCCAAGAGUCUGUGCUAAGAAUGAUCAAGAGGCAAGUGGAAUGGACAUUGGUCAAGAAAGAUGAAGCUGUAGCUGCUAAGAAGAAGAGUGUUGAGACCCGCAAGCUCAUCUUCAAGAGAGCUGACCAGUAUGCUGAGAAGAUAAUGAGUUGAUCCGAUUGAAGAGGGAGGCUAAGUUGAAAGGAGGAUUCUAUUCUUAAAGAACAUUUUCCUACAAUGGAGUACAAACAGAUAAGUAUCUUAAAGAACAUUUUCUUAUUCAUUUCUUUAUCUCUCUAUUGGGUUAGAGUAUACAUGUAGGCUAGGGGAAGAUAGUAUCUUGUCAUAUUAAUUCUUCAUUGCCUACACACAUAAAAUUUCUUGUUGAAAACAAUUUAUAAACAUAGAUUAUCUCA